UGGCAGCAGUGACAUCCCAGCCUUCCUCCUCCAAGUCAACAGCAUUUGCUUUUGGAUACAACCAUGAGUGCUAAGAUCGUCGUGGUAAUGGUGUUCCUGGUGAGCAAGGUGCUGGCCGAUCCCUCUGACACCUACGGCCCUCCUGUGCACCAGCCAGCAUACCAGGAGCCAAUCCCGUACAACUUCGCCUACGGAGUGAGCGACGAGUACGCGGGGACAGAUUUCAGCCAAACAGAGGAGUCUGACGGCAACACUGUCAAGGGAUCUUACACUGUUCUGCUUCCUGACGGUCGAAAGCAGACGGUGACCUACGUGGCUGACCCUUACAAUGGCUAUCAGGCUGAGGUCAGCUACUACGGCGAGGCCCAAUACCCUAGGGAGUACGGCGCCCCCGUUACCUUCAGGCCCCAGGCAUCAUAUCAGCCCCAGCCUUCAUACCAGCAGCCCUCUUACCAGUAGCCGGUAAACAGCCAGCACAGUAUUUAUAAACCAUGUAAUCAAGUACUUGUUUUAAAUAAGUUAAGUUAUAUUUAAAGAAUCAAUAAAUCAGAGAUCUCUGCAUAA
This is a messenger RNA of Penaeus indicus, 564 nucleotides long. Its product is annotated as cuticle protein 8-like. The record is from RefSeq and is a predicted model, not a curated record. NCBI's taxonomy places the organism in Eukaryota, Metazoa, Arthropoda, Malacostraca, Decapoda, Penaeidae. The transcript is spliced from 4 exons. Bases 64 to 459 code for a protein of 131 amino acids. Gene Ontology annotation, cellular component: extracellular matrix.